Cylicostephanus goldi is the source of this 768-nucleotide messenger RNA. The record is from the annotation of a GenBank genome assembly. Lineage: Eukaryota; Metazoa; Nematoda; Chromadorea; Rhabditida; Strongylidae.
GUAGUCGUUUUGAUGUUUUGCUUUUUUAGUACGUCGGGUUGUGCAGUAUCAUUUCACAAACUGGAAUGACUACAAAGCGCCUGAAUGCUCCACAGGAUUAUUGCGGUUUUUGAAUCGCUUACGAGAGUUGCCAGAAUUCAACGAUUAUCCUGUUGUGAUACAUUGCAGCGCUGGCGUCGGUCGAACAGGAACGUUCAUUGCUAUCGAUAGCAUGCUGGAUCAAUGUGCUGCUCAAUCUAAAGCGGACAUCUUCAACUUUGUCGCAGGUCUUCGAAAACAGCGGAACCUUAUGGUGCAAUCUCAGGUAGAUAAUUUGUGCUUUCAUCUUAUAUCUAGCAUCAGCAGAUUUUUUCUUCAGGAACAGUAUGUGUUCAUCUACAAAGCGCUGGCUGAAUGGCAUCUGUUUGGCUAUACUGACAUGGAUGUUGAACAGCUAAAAGAACAUUAUCAAGAGUUGUUGGAACCAGCAAAUAGGGACCGAUCAUCGUCAUUUACAAAUGCAGUCAAACUUGUCACACGUCCUGAUGCUGCACCUACGACUGGCAUGGAAGUGGAGUUCCGGAGACUCGAAAGAACUCUGGAAACCCCGGCAAAGUGCUCGUUUGCAGCCAAAGAAGACAACGUGAUGAAAAAUCGGUUUGAUUCGGCGGUACCAUAUGAUCGUAAUCGUAUCGUACUACGAGCAUCGAUCGGUUAUGCCGAUACCACUUACAUCAAUGCCAGCUCUCUUAAGGUGAGUAGUUCUAGACUUUUUUGUAGAUUUUAAAA